Messenger RNA from Cajanus cajan (pigeon pea), 2695 nucleotides. NCBI's taxonomy places the organism in Eukaryota, Viridiplantae, Streptophyta, Magnoliopsida, Fabales, Fabaceae. The record is from RefSeq and is a predicted model, not a curated record.
GUCGAAGCAUUUAACAAAUAAAUAUUAUCAACCAUAACUGAAGGCUAACACUAUAUAAAGGGUUACGAUGCAUACAUUGCAAAGCAAGCAUAGUGCAUAGGUCAUCUAAACAACGACUGGUGCUGCACACUGACAGAAGAUGGGAACUUCAGCGGGGCCGAGGCAUUGGCCUCCACUCAUCUAUGCAUUUGCUUUUUGCCUAAUUGCUAUCAAUGUCGCCGGUGAUGAUGAUAAACCUUACUAUGCAUUCCAGCCAACCGAUCACCAUCAACCGAAGCAUGUCCCACCCCACCACCAUCCUAAAUUACCUCCAAAGCCUGUAAUACACCCACCCCACCAUCACAAAUCACCUCCAUUUCCAUAUCCAUACAAAUCUCCACCUCCACCUUAUUUCUAUAAGUCACCACCACCUCCAUAUAUUUACAAGUCUCCUCCACCACCAUCUCCAUCUCCACCCCCUCCGUAUGUCUACAAGUCUCCUCCACCUCCAUCCCCCGCACCACCUCCACCAUAUGUCUAUAAGUCUCCUCCACCUCCAUCACCUUCACCACCUCCUCCAUAUGUUUACAAAUCUCCUCCACCACCAUCUCCAUCUCCACCCCCUCCUUAUAUCUACAAGUCUCCUCCAACUCCAUCCCCCUCACCUCCUCCACCAUAUGUCUAUAAGUCUCCUCCACCUCCCUCACCUUCACCACCUCCUCCAUAUGUCUACAAAUCUCCUCCACCACCAUCUCCAUCACCACCUCCUCCUUAUAUUUACAAAUCUCCUCCACCACCAUCCCCAUCACCACCCCCUCCUUAUGUUUACAAAUCUCCUCCACCACCAUCUCCCUCACCUCCUCCUCCUUAUGUUUACAAGUCUCCUCCACCUCCAUCUCCUUCACCACCUCCUCCAUAUGUCCACAAAUCUCCUCCACCUCCCUCACCUUCACCACCACCUCCAUAUGUCUACAAAUCUCCUCCACCACCAUCUCCAUCACCACCUCCUUAUAUUUACAAAUCUCCUCCACCACCAUCCCCCUCACCUCCUCCACCAUAUGUCUAUAAGUCUCCUCCACCUCCAUCACCUUCACCUCCUCCACCGUAUGUUUACAAGUCUCCUCCACCUCUAUCUCCUUCACCACCUCCUCCAUAUGUCUACAAAUCUCCUCCACCACCAUCUCCAUCACCACCCCCUCCUUAUGUCUAUAAGUCGCCUCCACCUCCAUCUCCCUCACCUCCUCCACCAUAUGUUUAUAAGUCUCCCCCACCUCCAUCUCCUUCACCAACUCCACCAUAUGUCUACAAAUCUCCUCCACCACCAUCUCCAUCACCACCUCCUCCAUACAUCCACAAAUCUCCUCCACCACCAUCUCCAUCACCACCUCCUCCUUAUGUCUAUAAGUCACCUCCACCUCCAUCCCCUUCGCCUCCUCCGCCAUAUGUUUAUAAGUCUCCCCCACCUCCAUCUCCUUCACCACCUCCUCCAUAUGUCUACAAAUCUCCUCCACCACCAUCUCCAUCACCCCCUCCUCCUUAUGUCUACAAGUCUCCUCCACCUCCAUCCCCUUCGCCACCUCCUCCAUACGUCUACAAAUCUCCUCCACCACCAUCUCCAUCACCACCUCCUCCUUAUGUCUACAAGUCGCCUCCACCUCCAUCCCCUUCCCCUCCUCCGCCAUAUGUUUAUAAGUCUCCCCCACCUCCAUCUCCUUCACCACCUCCUCCAUAUGUCUACAAAUCUCCUCCACCACCAUCUCCAUCACCACCUCCUCCUUAUGUCUACAAGUCUCCUCCACCUCCAUCCCCUUCACCACCUCCUCCAUACGUCUACAAAUCUCCUCCACCACCAUCUCCAUCACCACCUCCUCCUUAUGUCUAUAAGUCACCUCCACCUCCAUCCCCUUCGCCUCCCCCGCCAUAUGUUUAUAAGUCUCCCCCACCUCCAUCUCCUUCACCACCUCCUCCAUAUGUCUACAAAUCUCCUCCACCACCAUCUCCAUCACCACCUCCUCCUUAUGUCUACAAGUCUCCUCCACCUCCAUCCCCUUCGCCACCUCCUCCAUACGUCUACAAAUCUCCUCCACCACCAUCUCCAUCACCACCUCCUCCUUAUGUCUACAAGUCGCCUCCACCUCCACCUCCAUCCCCUUCGCCUCCUCCGCCAUAUGUUUAUAAGUCUCCCCCACCUCCAUCUCUUUCACCACCUCCUCCAUAUGUCUACAAAUCUCCUCCACCACCAUCUCCAUCACCCCCUCCUCCUUAUGUCUAUAAGUCUCCUCCCCCUCCAUCUCCUUCACCACCUCCUCCUUAUGUCUAUAAGUCUCCUCCCCCUCCAUCUCCUUCACCACCUCCUCCUUAUGUCUAUAAGUCUCCUCCCCCUCCAUCUCCUUCACCACCUCCUCCUUAUGUCUAUAAGUCUCCUCCCCCUCCAUCUCCUUCACCACCUCCUCCUUAUGUCUAUAAGUCUCCUCCCCCUCCAUCUCCUUCACCACCUCCUCCUUAUGUCUAUAAGUCUCCUCCCCCUCCAUCUCCUUCACCACCUCCUCCUUAUGUCUAUAAGUCUCCUCCCCCUCCAUCUCCUUCACCACCUCCUCCUUAUGUCUAUAAGUCUCCUCCCCCUCCAUCUCCUUCACCACCUCCUCCUUAUGUCUAUAAGUCUCCUCCCCCUCCAUCUCCUUCACCACCUCCUCCUUAUGUCUAUAAGUCUCCUCCC